AUGUGGAACAAGUAUCUCCUCGGCUGGUCGCGUUGCAGCUGGCUUCACGACACACAGAAAUCGGUUUCCGGCCCGAAUGUGAUUGUGAUCCUCGAGUGGAUGGGUUGCUCAUUCAAUUCUCAAAGUCGGCGAUGGGAGAAAAUUUCAGCUUGUCCUAUCAAGAAUAAGAAUCAGAAUGAAGUCAACUUGAGUAAUUGCGCAAGUGGAGGGUGUAGUGAAAAAGGUUAUGUCAACAAUCACUCUUUGCGAGAGGAUAACAGUGAUGAACAGCCAGAAUGGCGAAUCUUGCGUCACGGUAAAAGUCUUGAACUCUGGGCUAUGGAAACAUAA
Messenger RNA from Plenodomus lingam JN3, 330 nucleotides. Lineage: Eukaryota; Fungi; Ascomycota; Dothideomycetes; Pleosporales; Leptosphaeriaceae. The record is from RefSeq and is a predicted model, not a curated record.